Messenger RNA from Trichogramma pretiosum, 1804 nucleotides. RefSeq names its product zinc finger protein 622. Gene Ontology annotation, molecular function: zinc ion binding; nucleic acid binding. Gene Ontology annotation, biological process: ribosomal large subunit biogenesis. Bases 348 to 1490 code for a protein of 380 amino acids. Lineage: Eukaryota; Metazoa; Arthropoda; Insecta; Hymenoptera; Trichogrammatidae. The record is from RefSeq and is a predicted model, not a curated record. The transcript is spliced from 3 exons. Gene Ontology annotation, cellular component: preribosome, large subunit precursor.
AUAUUCGUUAUUACACGUUUGCGCACGUGUCGUGCUAACGCAUCAUCGCGCGUCGAUGAUCUCCGAUCAACAAUCACUGACGGCCUAUAACGGCUGUAACGGACUCGUAGCGCGAAUUGAUGCGUAUCGCGGUGUGUGCAGGCUCAGACUCCAGUUCGUGCGAAGCAGCAGCUGCAGGCGCCUGCCGUCUAUAUAAGCCAUACUUGCAAGUGUUUUGUUGCAGCUAAGACCAGGGGAUUGCGCCUUGUGGUUUGCCAAAAGUGAGCAUUGGAACUCGGCAGCGACUGGAGGAGUUGAUAGAAAUAAGCAGUUGGAAACGAUCUAUUUAAUUAAACGCUCUCGAAAAAAUGGCAUCUCCUUUCACGUGUAUCACAUGUAGAGUAGCAUUUCGUGAUUUGGAAGUUCAAAGACAGCACUACAAAUCAGAUUGGCAUCGUUAUAAUUUGAAAAGAAAAGUAGCCGAGCUUCAGCCUGUCACAGUUGAAGACUUUCAAAAACGCGUGAUUGCUAAUCGAAAACAAAUUGAUGAAGAAAACCAAAGUCAACAUGCCUUUUGUCAAGUGUGUAAAAAGUGCUUCAAUACCAAAAAUCAGUAUGAAAAUCACCUGCUAUCAAAAAAACAUAAAGAAAAUGUCACAAAAGUUCAAAAUACAUCUGGAUCAAAAGAUGAACCAAUGGAACAAAAAAAUGGAGAAAGCUCUGGUACACCUGCUGCAAUUUUAAGCAAUACUAAAGAUGACGAAGAAGAUGAAAUGGAAGUAGAUUCUGAUGUGGAAUCUGUGGAUUCGGAUGAGUGGAUAGAAGAUACUGAAAAUCCUGUUAAUAACAAUGAUUGUUUGUUCUGCAAUCAUCAUAGCCGAAGUUGGGUGCGAAACUUAAAACACAUGACACUUGAGCAUUCAUUUUUUAUCCCAGAUGCUGAAUACUGCACUGAUUUCAGAGGUUUACUCAUUUAUUUAGGGGAAAAAGUUUUUGGCGGAUACAUGUGUAUUUGGUGUAACGAUAAAGGGAAAUCAUUUAAAAGUGCAGAUGCUGCAAGGACUCAUAUGAUAGACAAGGGUCACUGUAAAAUGCUGCAUGAAGGAGAAGCUUUAGCAGAAUAUGCUGAGUUUUAUGAUUACUCAGCAAGUUAUCCAGAUGCUGAUGUAGCUCAUCCAGAUGAAGAAGUUGAUGAUCCCUCUGAAUUGGAAGCAUCAGAUCAUCAAUUAGUGUUACCAUCAGGAAAUGUUAUAGGACAUCGUUCUUUGUUGCGUUAUUAUAAACAACAUUUGAAUCCUAAUCGUGCACUUACCUUGCCAAAGAGUGUUAAACUAGAACGAGUUAUCAAUAUGUACCGUGCUUUAGGAUGGACUGGAACUCAGAUUGAAGCUGCAAAGAAAAAAGCAGUGGACUUGAAAUAUAUGCAACACAUACAACAAAAAUACCACAUGAAACUUGGGACGAAAGCCAACAAAUUGCAAACUCAUUUCAGAGCACAAGUCAAUUUUUAAACUCUUUUACAAAAAAUUUCUGUUACUAUAUUGGUCAUACAAUAUUCUUGAGACAGAUUUUUUUUUAAAAUCAAGACUGUCUAAUUGCUCUGACUGAUAGCAUAUAAAUUAUGCUGCCUACUCAUGAUUUCACCAAUACCUUUGCUUUUUAUAUAUGCAAAGUGUGCAAAACUUUGCAUAAUAUUACCAUAUUUAGCAGUUUUUGUACAGAUUUUAGAUGGAAAUUUCUCAACGUGUGAUCAAUUAUGUGAUAAAUCUUAAUUAUCAUUAAUCAACAUUUUUCACUAAUAAAAUAGUGCUUGUACAUUUGUAAA